Molecule: messenger RNA, 3008 nt
Organism: Procambarus clarkii (red swamp crayfish)
Lineage: Eukaryota; Metazoa; Arthropoda; Malacostraca; Decapoda; Cambaridae
Gene: boss
Product: bride of sevenless
Biological process (GO): visual perception; G protein-coupled glutamate receptor signaling pathway; regulation of synaptic transmission, glutamatergic
Cellular component (GO): plasma membrane
Molecular function (GO): sevenless binding; group II metabotropic glutamate receptor activity
Source: RefSeq, a predicted model, not a curated record
ACGACGGGCAGCUUUGUCCUGACGACGACGACGAUGAUGGCGGCGCUGCUGGUGGUGGUGGCGUUGCCCGCGGGGGUGGCCGGCUUCUGGUACGGCAGCGGUGAAGGUGGCGACGAAGGUGACGGUGAAGAUGCUCCUGGUGGCUCCUUGGGGCCUUCCUGCCUUAGACAGCGCACGUUUCCCGCCGCCUCCAGCGAUAUUUACGUCACUGGUCUCAUAGACGUUCACGGGGGCGUGCGGUGUGGCCAGGUGGACCUGGCGGGUGUCCAGCUCAUGGAAGCCGCCCGCUGGACCGCCCUCAAGAUGGGGCGCCUCGCCUUCAUCCCCGGCGUCUCCCUGGGAGUGAGCAUCUACGAUACUUGUGGGGGUCCGGAGGCGGUGAUGAGGGCGGCCGCCACCGCGGUGCUGGAGGGAAGAUACUUAGAGCCGCCUGUGUGUCGCGCGGCGCCUCAUGUGGGCGUCGUCCACACUCACCCCCACCACGACCAGCUCUCGUCGUUCCUUCAGGACGUGGGCGCGCCCUCCGUCAGCGUGGACGCCGAGGACAUUAUGCCACAGCUGGAGGCCCUUGUACUUCUCCUCCAGAGACUCAACUGGACCUCCGUCGCUGUUGCGGCUCCCACCAUCCAGGAGCUGCAGAAGUUUGGCCACCUGGCGGCUGGACUCGACAUCUGCGUGGGCGCUGAAGCCAUCCUCCCCCAUACCAACAGUGACGAGAAGGUGUACGGGGCGGUGCUGGAAGCGUUGGGCGUGGCUGGAACGGGCGGGGUGGUGCUCAUUGGGCCUCAGGAUCGCCUGCAUGCCGCCCUCGACGCCGCCCGACGCAAUCGCACUGACUUCCACUGGGUGCUGGCGCCCACUGGAACCAUCCAGGAGAGUGUCUUCCAGGGCCUGAACUCUGUCGCGUCUGGGUUGCUGGUGCUAAAGAGGACCAGCCAGACGGUGCCGGAGUUCGGCGAACACUUCCUGACGGUGGCGUCCUCGGGGUCCAAACUCUACCAGCACUUCACCCCCGAGGACUACGUAGAGGAGCCUGCAGUGUACCAGAUGGUGAAAGCGAUGUAUGCAAUGGGCGUGGGCGUACGACGGGCGGUUCUGCGGGCGUGUGGAGGGUCCGGCUGGUGCAGCAACGCCAGUGCGACGUUCACCAACAUUCCCAAUACUGACGACGGCGGCGACGGUCCUGACGUAAUAGAGAAGCUUUCCAUCAAGGCUCAGAGACCUCAUUAUCAAGUGCUUCGCCUGGCACCAACAGGUCACGAUGACUACACAACACUCGCCUUCACCAAGGUCGGGCAUUUCUCCGCAGGUUCGCUGGAACUGGAGAACAGCCUGCUGGAGGGCCCUGACCGGCCUCCCCGGUACCUCUGCUUCUACUGUCGCUGCCUGAACGUCCGCUUCGCCUUCCUGGCCGACCUCAGGUGGCGGACCGAGGCCUGGGUCACGAUUUGCGCUACCAUGGCCAUCAUUGGCUUCCUCCUGGCUGUCGCCAUCUCCAUUUUCAUUGGGAUUCGGUCGUGUCGUGGGCAAGCACCGGAAGGUUCCCAAGGAUUCUCUCUACUGAUGCUGGCGUCCUGCAUCUUCCUGUACGCGGCCAUCUUGCCUUACAGCUUCGAGGCCAGCACACUAACCUGCCGCUUGCGCGCCUUCUCCACCGGCCUGGCCUACGCUCUGGUCUUCGCCAUCAUGCUCUCCAGGUCUCUCAUGCUAGCCACGGCUGACUCGGAAGGGCUGGUUGGUCACGUGAGCGGCCUUAUCCAGACGGCGCUGUUCUUCUUCAUGGUGAGCGUGCAGACGGGGCUAGGGGUGCAGCAGUGGGUCAUAGGCACCCCGUCCUCCAUCCACACACUUCCUUCAGGGGGAGUGCUCUACACCUGCUCGGGAAAUCGCUUACAGUUCAUCAUUUCCCAGUCCUACAUCAUGUUCCUGUUGGCUCUGCAGCUGGUCAUAUCUCCCUUCAUCAUUCGCUCUCGACGAAACUAUCACGAAGGAUUGUUGUUCUUCAUCGCCACUGUCCUGAUGGCCGGCGUGUGGGUAGCGUGGGCGACACUCUACAUGAUCCUUCCACCCGAAUGGGGUGAAGCGUGCAUAUGCCUUGGUCUGGCCGCCACUCCUACCUGUGUCUUGCUUACAAUCUUCGUGCCAAAGACCUACCUGAUGGUGCGGGCAGCGGCGAAAGAAUCAGUCUGUGCGACUCCGAUAAGACAGAUCGCCCGCCCGCAGCCCAGCCAGGACCUGGUGCGGUCCUCCUCCCUCUCCCUAUACGAUUCCAUCGGACACCUCCCCGAAAUGAUGCACGCCUCGCCCCACGCCUACGGCCCCGACCCAACCGUGCACCCUCCGCCAUCCCGCAAGGAGAGCCCCUACGAGGCUUACUCCCACUACCAACCCUCCCCGCACAAGAUCACGCAGUUCUAGUGUGAUGUAAACAUGACAUCAAGAUACUAAUCCUAAAGCCAUUAUGUGACUAACCUUUCAGCCACCUGCCCUCAGGAUGCAUGCAGGUGUCUGUAAUAGACUAAGUUCAAAGCCUCUGAGCAGAGCGGUGGAAUGGAGCCCGAGUCAUAGGUCACCCUACACGUACGCCCUGGUCCAAAGAUGUUCUCAUAGAUAGAUCAUUGUUAUUUAAUUGAAUGAUAAAGAUGAAGCCAUCCAAAAAGUGGCACGGGCAUGAAUAGCCCGUAAAUUGUGACUUCAUUAGGAACUGAUUAAACACUGGAUUCACCUAACCAAACCAAACCUAACCUAACCUCUCCUCAUCUAACCUAACCCUACCAGCCACGUGUACCCAGUUUUCUCAGGCUUAUCGUGAGUCUAUGUCAUGCCCUUGGCAGGGAAAAAAUAUUGUCUAGAGGGGUGGCAGGCUCGGCAACCCAUCCUCUUGAAAUGAUAGUACUUGUCGUAACUAUUUGGCAGUAAGUUAUGGCUAUAAAUUGGAUAAUUUAAGAUGUAGAAAAUGAGUAAAUUCUAAUUUAGAAUGAUUUAGAAUAAUUGAUUCAUGGAACAGA